Molecule: messenger RNA, 1101 nt
Organism: Aspergillus viridinutans
Lineage: Eukaryota; Fungi; Ascomycota; Eurotiomycetes; Eurotiales; Aspergillaceae
Exons: 3
Coding region: 1-1101 (366 amino acids)
Source: RefSeq, a predicted model, not a curated record
AUGGGUCACAGACCACACGGCAAAGACCAUCCGGACAAAACACCACCACGCCGUGGCAAGGUUGGAGGCGAGACACGGUGGACAUGCGGACGGUCAUCGCGCCCUCAUCGUGGCUGUGAUCCUCCUGGUGAGGAUUUUGAGAGGCUCCUAGCUGAGAUGCAAAAGUUCUACCAGUCUGUGAAAUGUCUUGAUAUUGCAUUCCACAAUCCGAAGAUCCGUGAUCGUGAAGAUCUCAGUGUCAUUGGGCCCUCCUCAUUUUUCUCUAUAUUCCUUGGAGGAGUCGACUUUGGUUUUGAGUGGGAGAGAGCUACUGGCCUAAUCAAAGUAAUCCCAUCGGCUACCCCCGAAUCCCUGAUCCAUGAUUUCACCUUGAAGGUUGGCUCUGACCUGAAGGUCCCAAUGUUACAACGGAUUGCAGCGGGUGAGCUUUCAGAACUGGACAAGCGUCUGUAUCGUCGGAAAUUUAUCAACUUGACUAAAGCUUCAGAUGAGGCAAUUGCGCGUAAUGACUAUGCGCCCUUCCGAUCUCUUUUCAAGAACAUCGAUGACCUCUAUAAACAGUAUGGAUUCAAUGUCAUUGAGGUCAAUGCCAAUGAAGCCAAUGAUGAAGAGUCGGAUCCAUCUAUUAGCCCAACUUAUGGGGAGCCUGAGGAGUUCAGCGAUGAAGAUGGCAAUGAUGGAGUGGAGAUGGUAGAGAUGGGAAUGGUGGUAUGCACCUGCAAGAAGACUCUCGACAAAGUCGCCUAUCAUAUCGUCCUUCGAAUGGCGAUUGAAUCGAUUCAGCAAAAGCAUUGGACUCAAACCAAGGAAGUCCUGAAGGUUUCCAUGUCCCUUGGCAAGUUCUUGCAAUUGGCCAAUAGCAAUGUGAGUUUAAUCGAUCUGAACGAAUCUGACGAUGCAUGGCCCGGGGCAUUUGCAUCUGUAAGACGCCACCAAGAAGCGAUUUUGCACGUCGACACGGUGACCCAGAGGAGAAAGGCCAGUCCAGUUUCUGAGACCAGGAUAUCCAGCCCCGAGCGGCUAAAGCAAACAUUGGGCCGCACUAUAGCGAAGAUUGGCAUUCGCAACCCGCUUCCGAUUCGCCAUACGCGAAUAAAAUGA